UAGGGAAAGAAGUCGUAAACACAAACCCAGAGGAGAACGGGAUUAAAAAAACCAAUAGGAAAAAGGGAGAGAGAGAGAAGGUGGUGACUUUACAUAUACCUUUGUUAUUUAUAGUCCACUUUCAAGGGCAAGAUUCUUGGGCUCCUAACACUAUAAUAUCAUCCAUUUAUUUCAGGCUCAGCUUUCCAUUCAUUUUUUAAAGGGAAGAAGAAUAUGAUCUAGUUCCUAUAAGAUCUGCAAGUGGGAAAAUAUAACUUAAAAGCAAGCUCCAAUGGAUUUGGUUCAGUUGCAAAGGCAGUUUGUUGACUACAAAACCUCACUCUAUCAUGAGGGUUUUCUGGAUGAACAAUUCACCCAACUUCAAGAACUUCAAGAUGAAAACAACCCAGAUUUUGUGGUUGAAGUGGUGUCUCUUUUCUUUGAAGAUUCUGAAAGACUUCUCAAUGAACUGGCUAGAGCUCUAGAGCAGCAGAACAUAGAUUACAAAAGGAUUGAUGCUCAUGUUCACCAGUUGAAAGGUAGUAGCUCCAGCAUUGGCGCUCAGAGAGUUCAGAAAGUCUGCAUAGCCUUCCGCAACUACUGCGAGGAGCAGAACGUCGAAGGGUGUCUUAAAUGUCUGCAACAAGUGAGGCAUGAGUAUUCGCUUGUGAAAACCAAGCUUGAAUCUUUGUUCCAGCUUGAACAGCAGAUCUUGACUGCUGGAGGCUCAUUUCCGAUGUAAUAGUUUGGCUUCAAAAAGAGACCUAAAAAUCAUUUGCAGAGAAAAAACAAGGGACCAAAAAUGAUAUUUUGGCAAUGUAGAAAAAGUUAUUUUCUUUUAUCUUCGUUGGUUUUCAAUUAUUGCAGUUUUAGUAGGGUAACUAAGCUACUGAAGGGGGUCUAUCUACUUUCGAGCUUAAGCUUGUAUCAUAUCUUCAGUGUAUGAGCAAUGACAAAGAAUGUGAAUAAAACCCUUCCAGCUCUUUCCUUUA
Molecule: messenger RNA, 971 nt
Organism: Gossypium raimondii (Peruvian cotton)
Lineage: Eukaryota; Viridiplantae; Streptophyta; Magnoliopsida; Malvales; Malvaceae
Product: histidine-containing phosphotransfer protein 1
Exons: 6
Coding region: 272-721 (149 amino acids)
Biological process (GO): phosphorylation; cytokinin-activated signaling pathway; phosphorelay signal transduction system
Cellular component (GO): nucleus; cytoplasm
Molecular function (GO): protein histidine kinase binding; histidine phosphotransfer kinase activity
Source: RefSeq, a predicted model, not a curated record